CGAGGAUCCGAUGUCAAGAACUAUUCAAGGUGUAUGAGCCAUGGAUCAGAACAGCAGCAGUAAGGACCUAGUUCUACUUAAUAGCUACCACAAUCUGAUGAUGGUGAGGACAGUCAUAGGGCAAAUGCUGGUGUGGUUCUUCAUCUGUGUUGACAUGCUCAUGCUCUUCACCUUCUUCAGUAAGCAGGCUUUCCGGACCAAUGCCCGCUACAUCCUGUUUGCUCACACCCUGAUGGCUGACUGUCUACUCCUGCUGCUCACUGACCUGGUGGUGCUGCUUAUCCACUUCGGUGUUCUUUUGCCUGUCAGUCACUGCAUUGUGCUCUGCGUUCUCAUGGGAAUCGGCGUUAAAAACACGCCCUACACCAUCACCGCUAUGUGCCUGGAGCGCUACGUGGCCAUCUGCAUGCCGCUUAGACACGCCAGCAUUUCCACCACCGGCAGGACCAUGGCUGCCAUCGCUGUCGUCUGGGCAUGCAGCUCCGUCCGGGCCUUCAUAGAUCUCAUUAUCGUCUCUGUCAAGGCCCCGCCAGAAUACUUUGCCAAGCCCACCUUCUGCUUUUACCAGGUCAUGCUGGUGACUGAGUGGCACAAUCUCAUGUAUGUCACAUUUAAUCAGGUGGACUUCGGUAUUAUUGUGGUGAUCUUGCUGUUCUGCUACACCAAGAUCAUGCUGGCAGCUCAGGCUGCCUCUGGAGAGAAUAAGCAGUCUGUUUCAAAGGGGAGACGCACGCUCCUGCUCCAUGGCCUGCAGCUCAUUCUGUGCAUGGCCGACCUGUGGACCCCUUAUAUUUUGGCUGUUGUUCAGAAGCAAAGUCUAUACUGGCAUGAGACCAUCCGAUUCUUAAAUUUCAUUGCUUUUACCAUUGUCUCCAGGGCCCUGAGUCCCCUUAUCUAUGGCCUUAGGGAUAAAAAGUUUUGCCUUGCCCUGAAAUAUUACAUGAGCUGCAAGGUCUAGCCCCUCUCUGGAGAAAUGUAGCAGCUUAGGAGUGUGUAUGAAUGUGUAACAGAGAAAGCCACAGAAAAAAAUACUUCUGUGUACAUUGGUAUCAUGACUCAAAAAGGUUUGCAUGAGUUUUAAUGAAGAGGUGAGAUUUGUAUCAUGUGACCUAAUCUCCAGGCUGUUACAGCCUUUGCAUCUUCUAGUUCUAGUAAUUUCUAGUCAACUUUGUUUUAAUACCGUUUUAAAUACUGUGUUUUAAAUACUACAUUUCAAAUUUGAUCUCUUAGAUUUUCUAUUCAAUUACAUUUAUUUUCCU
Anguilla rostrata (American eel) is the source of this 1259-nucleotide messenger RNA. RefSeq names its product odorant receptor 131-2-like. The transcript is spliced from 2 exons. Gene Ontology annotation, molecular function: odorant binding; olfactory receptor activity; G protein-coupled receptor activity. The coding region runs from base 41 to 958 and encodes 305 amino acids. Gene Ontology annotation, cellular component: membrane. The record is from RefSeq and is a predicted model, not a curated record. Lineage: Eukaryota; Metazoa; Chordata; Actinopteri; Anguilliformes; Anguillidae. Gene Ontology annotation, biological process: G protein-coupled receptor signaling pathway; detection of chemical stimulus involved in sensory perception of smell.